AUGCAAGAAUCUUUAGUUGAUGAGAUGAAUAUUCGUCGACGUCAUGAUGAGAAAAAUAUGAAAACCACAUCAUCACAAUCAUCAAAUAAUUUAAAUUUACAAUUGAAAGAGUUUAAAAUAACGGAACAAACUAAUUCCAAUAGUCCAGAUAAUGAUAAGCAUAAAUUUGUACAUGAUGUUGUCUGGUGUGAUUUAGCUGAGCAAUUUCGAUUGAAUUUAAUCACACAGUUAGAUGAACAUCUAAAAGUAUCAUUGAAUGAUCUAGUAAGUACAGCAAUUUCAAGAGAUAGUUAUCUACAAAAUACACAAGCACUUAAUGACUGGAUGACUGAUAAGCAUAAAACAGAGUGUAAAUCUCUAACCUCCCACAGUCUACCAACGAAACAUUAUCGCACUCGUGACUCUGUACUGACUACACUGUUUCAAAUCUCUCAUAUACGCACUGUUUAUAAUAUAUUUGUUGCUGUGACAAUAAUCUUCUCAGCGAAUACAGUGAUACAAGAUUUUAUUGAUCCUAAGAUUAAUCUAUAUGCCUACGAUAUGGACAUAUUGCGAUUCACAUUUGGUAAUUUAGAUGAUGUAUUCCGUAUAUGGCUUUCAAUGAAGAUGUCCACUAUUUUUAUACCAUUUUGGGGUGUUCUGUUGUGGAUGGCUUAUAGACCAAAGGUUGGCAAGAAAAUCUGUCCAACGGAUUGGAUUUUCUUUAUUGCGUAUAUUAUUUAUCAGGUGGUGUUUUUUAUGACGUCAUUUCGCUUUACAAUAAUUUGUGACUUGCCACCGGCUAGUACAGCAAUCGUCACAGGUGAACAAGUUCGAUUAGUUAUGAAAUCACAUGCAUUCGUACGCUAUGCAAUUGGUAGAAUAUUUGAAGAAGGUCAAGAUCAAUCAACACCACCAUCACCAACGACCACUGUAACAGCAGGAAUCAAUAAUCAUCAUCAUGUAAACCAAUCAAAUUCAUGUGUUAUAGAAAUGGAGGAAUUUCCUAAUUUCUCACGUUAUCUUAUUUUUUGCUAG
Schistosoma mattheei is the source of this 1017-nucleotide messenger RNA. NCBI's taxonomy places the organism in Eukaryota, Metazoa, Platyhelminthes, Trematoda, Strigeidida, Schistosomatidae. The record is from the annotation of a GenBank genome assembly.